UACUACACAAUUGCAACUCAUUUCUCUCCCUUUAUUUUGCCUUUCUAUACUUAGAAACUAGUUUCUAUAUAUUGUAAUGGCUAAGUUAAGCUUUUCUUUAUGCUUCUUGUUGUUUCUUCUGCUAGCCUCAGUCGCCACGGGAAGCCGUCCUCUUGAGCGGGCUCCAGUCGGGGUGAAGGUGAGAGGUCUAAUCCCUUCUAUUGAGGCUACGAGCGCGGCUGCACUGGAUGGUAUCAGCAGCAGCAGCCACGGAAAAACUCCAGAGCGGUUAAGCCCUGGAGGACCCGACCCUCAACAUCAUUAGUUAUUUAGGGUUUCCUUUAUAAUUGAGUGAUUUGUUCUCAAUUUCUUUGAGAUUUGUAUUUCUUAUCAAUAAUUUGGUUGCAAUGAAUCUGU
Molecule: messenger RNA, 396 nt
Organism: Raphanus sativus (radish)
Lineage: Eukaryota; Viridiplantae; Streptophyta; Magnoliopsida; Brassicales; Brassicaceae
Product: CLAVATA3/ESR (CLE)-related protein 2
Exons: 1
Coding region: 77-304 (75 amino acids)
Biological process (GO): cell-cell signaling involved in cell fate commitment
Molecular function (GO): receptor serine/threonine kinase binding
Source: RefSeq, a predicted model, not a curated record